Messenger RNA from Panthera uncia (snow leopard), 7359 nucleotides. It is a transcript of the gene DENND6A, whose product is annotated as DENN domain containing 6A. Lineage: Eukaryota; Metazoa; Chordata; Mammalia; Carnivora; Felidae. Gene Ontology annotation, cellular component: recycling endosome. Gene Ontology annotation, molecular function: guanyl-nucleotide exchange factor activity. The transcript has 21 exons. The record is from RefSeq and is a predicted model, not a curated record. The coding region runs from base 3476 to 5143 and encodes 555 amino acids.
GCGGCCGGGGCCUGCUGCGCUGGGACGGCUUCUCGGCCUGGUUGCACUGCGUGUGUGUGGUGGGCUUCGACCUGGAGCUGGGCCAAGCCGUGGAGGUGAGGCCCGGCCGCACCUUGCCCCCGCGCCUCGUUCGGGUUCCCGCGCCCGGGCGGCUCCAGCAGGGCGUGUGGCCCACGGGCCGACGGGUCUGGACCCCGGCCGCUGCGCAUCCGGGCGUGGCUGGCCGUCCCUCCGCGGGUCGGCCGGGCUGCGGUCCAUUGGCAGUUCCCGUGGGAGGAUCGUGGGCUGCGGCUAGGGGUGAAAAGUUCUUUCUAGGCCCCUCCUAAAUACUUGCCGAGGUUCGUUGUUGUUUGUGUUUUUAACCCGGUGUCACAGGAGUGACUAAAAUGGGUAGCGGCACCCCGAGAAGGCUGCAGGCAGGAUGUUGGCGACUUUUUGAAGAAACGAACAAUGCCCCUGACAUAGGGUGAACUAUAAUAGCCAAACCUCACACAGCCAACUUUUUUUAGACUCCUAGACGUUUCGGUCAUUUCCAGUAACUUAUAGUUACUUUAGACCACCCAACUUGAGCCGAAAUGCUUAUUUCAGCAGGAUUUUCUCCAUUUCCCCCUUUUGUUCCUCAUUUCUAUUAUUUGUGUUUUUUUUUCCCUUUACUGUUCUUUCUUGAUGUUGCUUCUGAAACAGUUGGCUUGAAAGCUACUAUCAAGAUGAACAUAGGGAAAAUCCUUUGCUUGUGAAUCUGUCAAGUUUUCCAUUUAUAUGUCACCUUAUUGAAAGGCCUUCCAGUGUUAUUUAUUCUUGACAUUGUUUAGGAUCCCUUUUGUAGCAUAAGACAUUGCUUGUCUUUGUGUACAAGGAAAACGUUAUCAGAAGGAGGUAUGUUUAGAAAAUUUUUGUCUGUUUGUUUUGGUGACGAUGGCAGAUUUUAAGAAAACAUCUCAUUCAGACUUUAGUGGCAUGAGUUGGCUAUGAAAAUUGGCCAGAGAGGUUUUUCUUAAAGCAAAGCUACUGCUUUUGUAUUCAACCUAUCUUCUGUUUUAUCAUUACACAGUUCAAUACACACAUUAAGUUUCUGCUAAGAUCUAGGCAUUAUGCUGGUUGCUGGGCAUCCAAAUAUGAACCAAAUGCUUCAACCUGUAUUAGUAGGUUUAGACUACAAUUUAGAGGGGAACCAAGAAUUAAUCACAGCAGGAGAUAGGGCCAAAUGCCAUGACUGGCACAUAGUGGUGUUCCAUACAUAUUUGUUGAUAGAAUGAGCGGAUACAUGAGCAAUUCUGUAUCUUACUAUGACAGAAACAACAGUUUCCAAAGACUUCAGAGAUUUAGAGGUCAUCUAUUGUUUACAUUGACAUGUUAACCUGAAGUUGUAUGUGUAGCAAAAUACAAUUUAACCAGAAAGUGUAGGAUUGGGUUGUUAUAGUUGAUUGCAUUUUAAAAUAGCUAAAUGAGAUCCUUGUGGACUCUCGUCAUUUGGGACAUUAUUUUUAAGGAUUUUUUUUGACCAAAUAAGCAACAUUUAGCGUAAUUGACGUGCUACAAAAAUGUGAAUUAAAGGACUUAUUUUGAAUUUCAUUUCCAAUGGGAUAUGCUACUCAACAGAGUUUUCUUUAGGUCAGUGGUUCUUUUUGUGCAUCCUGGACCUUUUAAAAAAUAUGAACUCCAGGGGCGCCUGGGUGGCUCAGUCGGUUAAGCAUCUGACUUCAGCUCAGGUCAUGAUCUCACAGUCUGUGGGUUCGAGCCCCAUGUCGGGCUCUGUGCUGACAGCUCGGAGCCUGGAGCCUGCUUCAGAUUCUGCUCUCUCUCUGACCCUCCCUCAUUCAUGCUCUGUCUCUAUCUCAAAAAUAAAUGAACAUUAAAAAAAUUUUUUUAAUUCAAAAAAAUAUGAACUCCAUUACAAAAAUGCUUACUGAUACAAAAUUAGGUAUAUGCUUCUGUGGACUAUCUGGGGGUCAUCUGUGGAUCUUCUAUUUCAUUGUCCCCAGAUUAAGAAUCACUCAUUUUAUAAAAAAACGUUUUUAAUGUUUAUUUAUUUUUGACAGAGAGAGAGAGAGAGACAGUGCGAGUGGGGGAGUGGGAGGGAGAGAGAGACGCACACAAUCCGAAGCAGGCUCCAGGCUCUUGAGUUGUCGGCACAGAGCCUGACGCAGAGCUCAAACUCACGAACCACAAGAUCAUGAUGAGAGCCAAAGUUGGACGCUUAACUGACUGAGCCAUCCAGGUUACCCAAGAAUCACUGAUUUUAGAAGGCAUAGGAUGAGGGUGGGGAAGAUUCUCUAAUAAAGGAUCCAAAGAAAGAUAAAUACAUUAAAUGAAUUGCAACACAACUUAAUUUUGUUUUGUUUUCCUAAGAAAUGUAGAAUAUUGCACCUUGCCACUUUUAAAAGAAGAAAAAGGAACACAAAUUAGUAAUGAAUAUAAUGAAAUAGUUGAGAAAUGUAGUUCACUUGUGUAUUAUGACCAUAUCCAGGCCAAAAAUAGGACAAGAAAGUGAACGUAGAAUCAUGUUGGAGAAGUGAAUAUAGUAGUUCCAGCCCUAAUUCCUAUGAUGCACAACCAUGAAGACUCAAAAGGGAAAUCAAUUAAAGAGUAGGUAAAAAUUAAAGAAUAGGUAAAAACUUAGUCCUAGAAGCAACCUGUGACAUCACCAUCUUUGAAUUGUACAGUUGAAAGAGACUAAGAAUCUGUUGUGCCAUGACAGAAAGUACCAUUUACAAAUGCAUAAACAGUGCCACUUAGUUAAGCUUAAAUCCUUAACAAAGAGACAACAUAUAUGACAUCGAUCAAGGACUCAGACUCCAGAGCUGGACUGCCUAGGUUUGAGUCUGUGAUUUGGGGCAUAUUAGCUUGCCUUACACUUCUCUGUUAACAAUCUGCAUCAUGGCAUUGCUGUGAUAAUUAGAUAAUGUUGGUGAAACAUUUGGAACAGUACCUAUGACUCAGACCUAUGUCAGUGUGUAUUUGGGAAGUAUUGAAAUCCUUUUUUUUUUUUUUUUUUUAAUAUUUAUUUUCAGAGAGAGAGUGGGGGAGAGGGAGGGAGGGAGAGAGAGAAUCCCAAGCAGGCUCCAUGCCAACAGUGCAGAACCUGACACAGGGCUUGAUCUCACAAACUGUGAGAUGACCUCAGCAGAAAGCAAGAGUCUGAUGCUUAACUGACUGAGCCACCCAAGUAUCCCCCCAACCUUUUUAAUUUUCAAUGGAGAGAAUCCUUAACUUGAUUGUAAACAUGAGGCCUUUGAGCCUUAAUUUUCUCAGUAGUAAUAUGAAGUUGAGGAAGUAGAAUCAGUACUUUUAUUUUAAAGCAGGGAAACUUUUUUCCCUGUAUAAAUAAAAAUCUAAUAUAGGACCUCAGUGGCUUACUUGGUUGAGAUGGGGCCUAUGUUGUGUAUAUUUGGUUGCAGACAGCAGAAACUAAGCUAUACCUCAAGCAGAAAAGGAACUUGCUGUAAGGCAACAGAUUUUCCAACGUCUCCAAGGAAUGCCAGUGGCCUGGGGGACAGAGAUGCCUGGACUUGAGCUGUGGAGAGAGGAAACUUCAAGAGAGAGGCGUCUCCAGGUAAUUUAUCCUCAACAUUCCAAACUUACUGAUAAGGAAAAAACCAAUAUUUGCUAUUUGUCUUUUCCAGAUUCAAAUUCAGGUUGUCUUGGAGAUACCCAGUUUUGUUUUAGAUUUCGACAAUCUUCUGGGAGGAGGGUGUCACUGCAUUGUCUCCUGGAUCAUUAUGACAAAGAUUUACCAGUUUACUUAAAGAAGGAUCCUGCUUAUUUUUAUGGAUAUGUGUAUUUCCGACAAGUUCGAGAUAAAAGUCUAAAAAGAGGCUACUUCCAGAAGUCCUUGGUUUUGAUCAGCAAACUACCUUACAUUCAUUUUUUUCAUACCGUGCUCAAACAGAUAGCACCAGAGUAUUUUGAAAAGAGUGAACCUUAUUUGGAAGCAGCUUGUAAUGAUGUUGAUCGAUGGCCUGCCCCAGUGCCAGGGAAGACAUUACACCUGCCUAUUAUGGGGGUUGUAAUGAAGGUACGGAUUCCCACAUGUCAUGACAAGCCUGGGACAACUCAAAUAGCACAGUUAACUCAGCAGGCAGACACACAUAUAUCUGUUAUUUUACCUACUGUUCAUGAGGUGGAUCUUUUCAGGUGUUUCUGCCCAGUUUUCCUUCAUAGUCAGAUGCUUUGGGAGCUGGUCCUGUUGGGGGAGCCCCUCGUGGUCAUGGCACCGUCACCAUCAGAGUCGUCAGAGACUGUAUUGGCACUUGUGAACUGUAUUUCUCCAUUAAAGUACUUCAGUGACUUCCGACCUUACUUCACUAUUCAUGAUAGCGAAUUCAAAGAAUAUACUACUCGUACUCAAGCCCCGCCCUCAGUCAUAUUAGGAGUAACCAACCCUUUUUUUGCAAAAACACUCCAGCAUUGGCCACACAUUAUUCGAAUAGGAGACCUUAAACCUGCAGGUGAAAUUCCUAAGCAGGUUAAAGUGAAAAAAUUGAAGAACCUAAAGACUCUGGAUUCUAAACCUGGAGUUUAUACUUCUUAUAAGCCAUAUCUAAAUAGAGAUGAAGAGAUCAUAAAACAAUUACAGAAGGGCGUACAACAGAAACGUCCUUCUGAGGCUCAAAGUGUUAUUCUCCGUCGCUAUUUUUUGGAACUGACACAAAGUUUCAUCAUUCCAUUAGAAAGAUACGUGGCAAGCUUGAUGCCUUUGCAGAAAAGCAUCUCUCCAUGGAAGAGUCCACCCCAGUUAAGACAAUUCCUUCCAGAAGAAUUUAUGAAAACACUUGAGAAAACAGGACCUCAGCUGACCUCUAGAAUAAAAGGCGAUUGGAUUGGACUUUACCGGCAUUUUCUAAAAUCUCCGAAUUUUGAUGGUUGGUUCAAGACCCGGCGGAAGGAAAUGACCCAGAAAUUGGAGGCACUCCAUUUAGAAGUUCUUUGUGAAGAGGACUUACUUCUCUGGACCCAGAAACACACAGAGGUAGAAACAGUUGACCUUGUAUUGAAGCUAAAAAACAAGCUGUUGCAGGCUGAUCGAGAACAUUUACCUGUGAAACCUGACACUAUGGAAAAGUUACGGACACACAUAGAUGCAAUUAUCUUAGCGUUGCCAGAGGACCUACAAGGCAUACUGCUCAAAACGGGCAUGACAUGAUAUUUGCCAGGAUUUUCCAGCCGAAAAGGAUUGUGCACCAUGAAGCAUACUGACAUUUCAACCCGACGCGCAAAAGAGAUGUCUCAGCGUGGAAAAUAGCCGUGAAUGCUAGCUACAGGGUGGAAAGACUAUACUGACUAAACAGACCUUCUUAGUGCAUUAUUUUUAAAAAUGGACAUCUGUGGUGGUUCCACUUUAAUAUUGAAACACCGAGAGGCAUUUCUAUAUUUUUAAUCAUGUUCUAAAGUGCUCUUAUGAGAGACCUGUGGGGCCAUCAGUAUAAGUGAUUCCAAACUGCAGUGCUGGCACUGCAGAUAUUUUUUUAAAUUGGUGCUGCUUUGCCCAAUCAUGUUAAAACUCAGGGGGAUAUAUAAAAAUAACAUUCACACUGGCUCUCUUCUUAAGAAGAAGGAAAAUACUGAACUGUCCAACUGUAGUUAGAAGUGAUUAAUGCUUUUGUAGUGCCUUCUGUUGUCCUACAUGUUUCACAAAGCCCAGCUGCUACUCUUGAAGCUUUUUCUUGAUUAUGAUACAUAAUUUUAUAAGGCAUUCUUCUGAGUAAUCAUUGCUUAAAAAUACAUUUCUUGCCUCCCAUCAUGUUUAUUGUUAGUGCCCUGGUGGGUGAUUUUUUUCAGUGGUCAUGUAAGUUUCAUUUCAGUAUAUUCUAUACCAUUUCAAAUUUAAUCUUACCACUUUCUCCAAAGGCAAGAAAGCAUCUGGCAUUAAUUAUGGAAGGGUUUAUUUCCUCUUAUCAUUUACUGGUUGGACCUGUUUAAGUUAAUUAGCUUGUAUGUUUUUCAGAGACACUCUAAUUGUAAAACUCAUAAUCAGCUAUUUUUAAAACUGAACUAUUCUUAUUUCAAAGGCAUUCAUAAACCUUUUAUGUUAUAGUCAUUUGGGUGAUUAUAAGAUUAAUUUUCAGCAUUAUUUGUUUAGUAUGGAACUUUUUUCCCCCCAAAUUCAUAUUUCUCUGAACACUUUCCCUACUGUUGUUAGACUUGGGGAAUUUUGCCUAAAUCGCUGUUAGAGCUAGUUUGUUGUUGUUGUUGUUGUUUUGUGUGUUUUUGUUUUGUUUUGUUUAAACUGUAAUACCUUGCCAAAAAUAGAAGAUUGUGGUUUGGUAGAGUACAGUUGUUUGGUUUGUGUUUGAGUAGGAGUGUCCUCCAGAAGCCACUAUUUAAAAUAGCCACACAUGACAUAGCACAUAUGUAAAUAGCUGUGUCUUGAAUUACCCUCUAAGUAACCAAAUUUAGUUGUUAUGUGUUUGUAAUAGAAAUGACUUCAGAAGCUAUCUCUUGUUUUCUGUUAAUGCAACUCUUAAGGGCACUUUUGACCCAGAAAGCCUCCUUGUGUUUGUAACUGUGGUCUUAUACCCAAAUGUGCCCUUUUCUCAUGGAUACAGUCUCUUGAAGCAUACCUCAAAGUCAUAGAGAGAAUAUGGCAUUUGAAAGAAAUCAUUUGCCUUGGAUCCAUAUGAGUUAUUUUGUGAAACAACAUUGUCUUUAUGGAAAAGGGGCAACUACUUUUAUAUGCUAAAGUAUUUCAUAUCUUUCUGGGAAACCUUAUUUAGGUAUAAAUCGUCAUCUUAUUAUUUUUCAAAAAGGGGUAUUUUAAUAAUCUUACAAUUUAUAUACAGUUUGUGGCCAGAAUUUGGAAGUCCUUAGUGUCAUAUCAAGGAUCUUUUAAAUUAUACCACUACAGGAUGUAUCAUUUCAAGUUUAUUUUGCACAGCUAAUGAGUAACAAAGGAUGCCAAGUAGCACAAUAACAGUAUCUUCAUAUUUAACUAAAACCUAACACAUGUUGAAAACCAUUAUCAUACUUACCUGGUUUAUUAAUUUCAAAUUAUGUAUUUGUAAAAAUAACUUAAAAUUGGAUUGGGAACCUGAGAAAGACUGACUAGUAACAAUUUUUUGUGUGAUUUUCAGUGUUGCCUUUUUUUUUUUUUUUUUUUUUUGAGGAGACAUUGUUAAGAUCUAAAACCUACCGUUUAAUGUUUAUCUCCACCAGCAUCAGAAGGAAUCACUGCUUUCAGGGUGUUAUGUAAUGCCUAGUGCCUUCUGUUUUCAGUGGAAAAGAGGUUUUAUGAAGGCAUUUAUGGCCAUUACUGAAAAGUGAAUUAAAGGCCUUGGAUUUUAAAGCACUUGGAUAUCUUGUGUUAUUUCUGAGUAAGGUUGGAAUGCUUGAAAAAACACAUAAUAAAUGAAACUUGUGCAU